CUCAGGUUGGUCUGUUGUGGCUCUAGGAGAGGCAAAUGGCUCAGAGGCAUUUUGAGGGAAAAGAACAUGCUGAAUCUUACCAGCGGUACCGGGUGUCUCCUCCUCAGGAACUCGUAGAUGAAGUGCUGAAUUUCCUUCGAAAAAGAAUCCAGGGCUAUCUCGAUCUGGCAGUGGAUGUGGGCUGUGGAUCAGGACAGGGCACUGAGCUACUCGCCCCUCACUUUCUCACUGUGGUCGGGAUAGAUGUCAGUCCAGCUCAACUGGAGAUAGCUAGUGCCAAAGAGCAUGCACCAAAUGUGUGUUACAGACAGAGCCCUGCAGAGGAGUUGCCCUUUGAAGAUGAUGUGGCUGACUUGGUUACAUCCAUGUCUGCUGCUCACUGGUUUGACCAUCCGCGCUUCCUGCGGGAGGCGGACAGGAUUCUGAGGCCAGGAGGCUGCCUCGCUCUGCUCAGCUACACCAUGGAUUUUGAGCUGGAAUAUGGAGAACGCACCUCCAAACUCAAUGAAAUCUGCCAAGAGUUCUAUGCAGCCCUGCACCCUUUUCGGAAAGCUUAUAUAGGAUCCAGUUCCCUAGAGGUCUACAAGAAGAUCUAUGACUCUGUGUCAUACAUUGAUAAAGAGUGGCAUGAAUGUCUGAGGUGUCGGAUGAUUAUGCCGCUGUCAGGGUUUAUCGGCUUGGUUGAAACCUUCUCUACCUAUCAAGAUUUCCUGGAGAAAGAUCCUGUUGAGGCCAAGAGACUGUCUCAGACCAUCACAGACUGGUUGUUGGAAGAAAUGGGAGCCACAUCAACUGACACAGAAGUAACAGUGGUAGUGAAAUAUUUCUAUUUAUUAGCCUCUAAACCACAGAAAUCCUAAAAUUAUGUUUCAAUCC
Messenger RNA from Sinocyclocheilus grahami, 876 nucleotides. RefSeq names its product putative methyltransferase DDB_G0268948. The coding region runs from base 36 to 860 and encodes 274 amino acids. Gene Ontology annotation, molecular function: S-adenosylmethionine-dependent methyltransferase activity. The transcript is spliced from 6 exons. The record is from RefSeq and is a predicted model, not a curated record. NCBI's taxonomy places the organism in Eukaryota, Metazoa, Chordata, Actinopteri, Cypriniformes, Cyprinidae.